Molecule: messenger RNA, 1875 nt
Organism: Brenthis ino (lesser marbled fritillary)
Lineage: Eukaryota; Metazoa; Arthropoda; Insecta; Lepidoptera; Nymphalidae
Source: the annotation of a GenBank genome assembly
AUGGACGGCCUCGAGCAUGAAGACCUGUUAAUAAAACUUCGAGCAAAAUUAAAUGAAGAGAAAAUAAGGCUAUGGGAAGUACCUUAUGUGUUAGAGAAUGGUGGUCUAUCGGAUAGCUUAAAGGAUUUGUCAGUAAAAUAUGCUACAGCUCUUAACCUAGAUGCUAACAUAGUCCUUCAAGGGCUGCAUGAGCUUCAACUUCACUCAAUAGAACGGGCAAAAGCCAAUGAAGAGUUUAAAGAGACAGGUUGUGCGACCCUCAGGGUCAAAGCCACAGUUCCAGGAGAGAAGCCCCAGGUCAUGAAAUUUGUAAAGCAAUUAAAUGUGAUGGGUGGAGAAUUGGCCUCUUCAGUUGCUGAACUCCUUAACGUUUCUUCCACUAGAGUUAAAUUAAUAUAUAAUGGUAAACUUAUCAACCAAAGUAAAAGUUUAGAGGAGCAAGGCCUGAAAAAUGGAGUCCAACUCAUGGCAUUAGUUAUGGAAGAAUCACCAGAACUUAUAAAAAAAGAAGAUAAUAUGUACAUGGAAAUGAAAUCAACAAUGGAGGAUGCCACUUUGCUUACAGAAUAUGUUGAUGACUUUGAUGAAAGUGAUGAUUAUAUAAAGUUAGAAGAUCAGUCAGGUAAAACAGUAGAGUUGCCAGUGGCAGAAAGAAGGGCACUGUUGGUGGGGCUGGCGCUGCACGAGCGGGGGCGGGCCGCGGCGAAAAACCAUGAUUAUUCCUUAGCUCUAGUGUUGUUACUGGAGGCUGAUAGACAACUGAGCGAAUGCAGAUCAUCAAUAUUAAGCUCCGUAGACAACUGUGCAAUACUCCAGCUGGACAUAUCCUGGUGCUACCUGUGCCUGCAGAGCCUGUCCUCGGCCAGCGACGCGUCGGCGCGCCUCGCGCGGGCAGAGAAGGCCUUCAUAGCCUCCUAUGGCGAGGAUCACCAGAGACUGAUAGCCUUGAAAGGAACGAACGCCAAUGAGAGAGUGUUAUUCAUGCGCCUCUAUCUCUUGCAAGGCAUCGUCGCCUACCACCAGAAUAAAAGAGCGGAGGCCAAAAUGCUUUUGGACAAAGCCGAGGCAGAGUUAAACUGCUUAAGGGUAGACGAGAGUUCGGUGGCGGCGCUGAUGGAGCUGGGGUGGUCGGCGGCGGCGGCGCGCUGCGGGCUGCGCGCGGCGCGCGGCCAGCGCGACGGCGCGCACCUGCACCUGGAGGCGCGGCGUCGCGCGCGCGACCUCGCGCGACGCCGACACGACGAAGAAAGGGUUCAAUACAUCGGCCCUCUCUCUCCCUCCCGCUCUCUGCCUCUAACUCUCACCGUCCUCGCGGCCGCGCAGAGAGGCGGCGCUGCUGGCACUGCGGCGCAUGGGGUUCCCGGCGGGCGCGGCGCGGCGCGCGCUGCGGCGCUGCGGCCGGCGCGUGGCCGACGCCGCGCGCCUGCUGCACGACCGCCCCGACCUGCUCUUUUGUGCAGUGUUGCACCUACGAUAUCGUGCGCAGGCAGCGAGUCUGAUGAUAAUGAUGCAGAGACGUCCAGCUCUGAAGAGUCCGUCGUAGAGCCCGACAAUAGACUUGUAGCAGAGCUAGAAGCGAUGGGCUACCCGGCGGGGGAGGCGCGCGCCGCGCUGCUACGCGCACGCAACAACAUUACUAAAGCCGUGGACCUGCUACUGGACAACUGCACGGAGCCGUGUGACUCCGCGAACCCCUCUACAAGCGCUGCGGCGGCAAGGAAGAAGCAGAAAAUGGAGAAUAAGGAGAAAAAGAAAAAAGAGCGUGACAUGGCUCUCCGGCGUCUCAAGAAAGCUAUCCAUUCAGAAGAUGACGACUACCUCAGCGCGUCCCUCGCUGAGGAAGAACAGUUCCUGGUGCAGUACAAGUCCUUACUC